AUGGAAGAGUUGCAGAAAGUGUUUGAGGUGAUGCAUGUUGCCAAUGUUGAUCAUGUGGAACUAGCUGCAUACCAAUUGAAGGGUGUUGCUAGAGUUUGGUACGACCAGUGGAAGAAGAGUAGAGCUGAUGGUGCACUAAUUGUGAGCUGGGCUGUGUUCGAUGAGGCCUUCUUGAGGAUGGUUGCUGACAGGACGAGCAGGAUCAGUCUAUUUUUAUCUGGGUUGUCGCUUGUCAGGAUAUCCAAGAGGGUGUACAAGGUAGCUUAUGAGUUGGAGAUGCCUUCAGAAUUAGCAGUAAUUCAUCUGGUGUUCCAUGUAUCCAUGUUAAAGAAGUUUUUGAGUGAUCCUUCACUCAUUGUACCUAUUGAGAAUAUUGGUAUCAAGGACAACCUAUCUUAUGAGAAGGUUCCAGUUCAGAUUCUUGAUCGUCAGAUUAACAAAUUGAGAACCAAAGAGGUUGCAUCAGCCAAGUUCUUAUGGAGUAAUCAAUAUGUUGAGGAAGCUACUUGGGAGGCUGAGGAAGAUAUGAAGAGGAGACACCCACAUCUCUUUCGUUCCGAAGAAAUUUCUAACCAUGGUACUUACUCUUUGUAA
Molecule: messenger RNA, 594 nt
Organism: Solanum tuberosum (potato)
Lineage: Eukaryota; Viridiplantae; Streptophyta; Magnoliopsida; Solanales; Solanaceae
Exons: 3
Coding region: 1-594 (197 amino acids)
Source: RefSeq, a predicted model, not a curated record